Messenger RNA from Penicillium paradoxum, 684 nucleotides. Its product is annotated as Chloroperoxidase. NCBI's taxonomy places the organism in Eukaryota, Fungi, Ascomycota, Eurotiomycetes, Eurotiales, Aspergillaceae. The transcript is spliced from 6 exons. The record is from RefSeq and is a predicted model, not a curated record. The coding region runs from base 1 to 684 and encodes 227 amino acids. Gene Ontology annotation, molecular function: peroxidase activity.
AUGGAUACGCUCAUUGACAAAGAAUCAGAGACCUACACGUCGUUCUCACAAUCCAAUUCAACCAAGUUCAACUUCAGCCUUGCAGCCAGCUCGUACGGCUGGGAGCCUGAAGGCCAUGAAUACCGUGCACAACUACCAACUGACAGUCGGUCUCCAUGCCCUAGUCUCAACGCCUUGGCCAACCACGGCUGGCUUCCUCGCUUAGGAAAAAACAUCGACUUGUCCACCUUCCAACACGCCAUUUCGGGUGGUUAUAACUACGAGCUUCCUUCGAUGGACAGUGUUUUCGAGCUAGCCAGUCUCGUUGAUUUGGCUAGAUAUGACGAUAUUGAAAUUGACGGGUCGCUCUCACGGAACGACAUCUACUUCGGCGACAAUGUGCACUUCGACCCUAAUAUCUGGGCGAAAGUUGCCAAGGACCUCCACCUUUACGACACGCUAGGUUCUGUAGAGAAUCAAUAUGUCACUGUCGAGGUGGCAGCCAAGACUCGCGCAGCACGCGUGGUAGAGGCCAUGAGGGUCAAUCCAAGCUUCAACAAUUCCGAAAAUGCCAUCAGCGUCAUAAAUUUGGUGCAGCGCCAAAGAGCUGGGUUCGGCCUUUCUUUGAAGAAGAUCGCAUUCCAUAUCUCGAGGGAUACAGGAAGCCGAAAGUCCCGAUCCCCUUCGGCGCUGUUCGAAAUCUGA